CCGCGCGGUGCUCGAGUCGGGUGGGCCCUGACGGCGGCCGAAGGCGCGCCUCUCCUCCGCCAUGGCAUCCGUUUUGGAAGGCAAGGAAUCCAAAACUUCUGAAAGAACAGCUGCAGUUGUUGGUCAUUUGGCUGACCUUUUUAAUGAUCAAUUACGGACCACAGUAAUGAAGACUCACUUUCAAGAUAUUAAGAAUGAAAGUGGGGUUGUUGGAAAUGUGAUAAAUCCAACAAAAGCCAGGGGAGUUGCAAAUGUGAGGUUCAAAGGAAAAAAAGAGAAUGUCAACAGAAAACAGGAACGCUGUCAGGUAGAAAAGUCUGGAUCUACUCAGUUCACAGACCCUCAUUUCAAUGAAAAGGUCUUCAGCUCUGUGGAAGCUAUCCUCGAUCUUUCUGUUUUUAGGAGUCAAGUCCCUCUAGAAAGUCUGGUAAUGGAUCUGAAAAGGAAAAUCCCAACUUUACGCUUCAGUCCUUUGGAACCUAAUGGAAGAAUCUCCGUCCAAGGAUCAUUUCUGGCUAUCCAGAAGCUCAAAGAAUCUUUGCUAUUAAAAGCAAGUUUUCUUUUAGAAAAAAACAGGAAUUUUAUCAGUGAGGGGAAAAGGCCGAAUAGGCAGAACCCCAGAAGGCAUCUCCAGAGAAGAAGCUCCUCAGAGUCGCUCAGGUCCUCAGUACCCGAGGCCACCAGGAGAGGAGAAACGCUUGUUCUCGACACAGAUAUUUUCCUCUACCUCAAAAAGAGCAGAUUUUACAAAAACACAUUGAAAACCUGUCGUGUUUUCUGUGAGGAAAGAGUGGAUGGGGAAAUUACCACAAUUUGUAUAAAAAAUGCUCAAGAAUGUUCUCAGCCAAAUAAUGAAAAGGUUGUAAAAGCACUUUUUGAGGAAUAUUCACUUGCUCUUCACUUUGAACUGAGAAAGGAGACACUCACUUUGAAAGGAAAGGGAAGUAAAGAUAAAAGAAAUAUUAAACUGGCAUGUGAACAACUCAGUUCAAGGUUCCCUCAGGUUCAGAUUAAUUUUUAUGAGACACACAUAGAAAUUAUAGGAUCAUCUUCUGACACAAACUUGUUUAAAAAAGAGGUCACGGAAUUAAUAAGGUUAGAAAGUUAGACAAUGAGAUCUCAGCAGUAGUAAUGACAAUGGCAGUUGCUUUUCCUCACAGAGUAGUGAGCAGUGUCUGACUAGCUUUAUACACAUUAUCUCAUUUAAUCCUUGCAACCAUCCUUCAGUGUAGACAUUGCUAUUCUCAUGUUGUAGGGGAAGAACCUAGGAUUUGGAGAGGUUAAAACUCUAGUCUGGAGUUAUCCAGUAGGCAAGGAAUGGGGCUGGGGUUAAACUCGGCUGAUCUGAAUACAAAAAUAAUAUUUAAGGCUUAAAACUUUGAAAAAAAAAAUCUCUUUAAGUUUGGAGAAAUCUCACUUUCUCUGUACCCCCAAAUUCUCAGAAAGAGAAAUAGCCUUAAAUCUAACACAGAAGAUGUUUGGAUGAUUGUUAUGCCUUUGGCCAUUUCAUAGCAUUUACUCCAAAUAGUUUGUUUACUCCAAACAGAAUUAGAACGCUGGCAAAACUCACUGGAGAAUCUACUUUGAUUGAAAGUACUUCUGAAGCAGGUAAUCAUUACUUGACUAAAUCUGAUUGGUACGAGGCUGCUGGACCAUGUGGGACAUUUUUAUUGUUGCUUAUUUAGCCUAAGUACAUACAUAAAAUGCUGGUUCUCUUAGAAUUGUGAAGAAUUACAAAGUAUAGUGUCUUUUUUCUUUAUUCCCCCUUUAUUUUAUAAUUACAUGGCUAAAGUAAUAGCAUUUGAGGAAUAAAAACAUAGGUGUUUCCUUAAAGAUGACAGAAGGAUUUGAAAAUUCAUUACUGGAGAAGGGAAAACAAGAGCUUUUAAGUUAUUUGGUUGUCUAUGACUCCCCUGAAUUUAACUUUGGGAUAGUUUCAAGUGCCUGGGGCACAUUAUCCUAGGAUGAUAAAAUGUAUACAUCUUGCUCAUCUCAAAGUAAAUAAAUGUGGGGGCACCUGGGUGGCUCAGUGGGUUAAGCCUCUGCCUUCAGCUC
This is a messenger RNA of Neogale vison (American mink), 2055 nucleotides long. It is a transcript of the gene RBM43, whose product is annotated as RNA binding motif protein 43. NCBI's taxonomy places the organism in Eukaryota, Metazoa, Chordata, Mammalia, Carnivora, Mustelidae. The transcript is spliced from 4 exons. Bases 62 to 1108 code for a protein of 348 amino acids. The record is from RefSeq and is a predicted model, not a curated record.